AGUUCACAAGCUAACCAAAUCAAGUAAACACAAACGUGUUACAGCGGUCUUUACUUAGUCAUUAGUUCGCCGUGCUUGUAUUUGGUUCGUUCGGUUGCUUCUCUCUAAAAAUAUCUUCGGAUUCCGUGUCUCAAAACUACUGCAGUUUUCAAUGACACUAAAUAUGAAACAGAUUUUUAUGUGACGGUACAAUUUUAUAAAGGCUAGUUCAUCGAAUCUGACACAAGUUUUGAUAUAAUUAACUUUAGUUUGUUUAUUUUGUUGUGAAUUCGCGGUAAUCCUGUCGUGUGUCGCUAUUGUUUGUGAAUGGAUAUGAAUUUGAUGUUAUAUCUUUGAAAGGAUGUUGUCAUAACCAUCCGUCCGUGUUUCUAGGAAAACUAUUUCGUAUUUCAUGGGAUUAAACAACCGGUAGCCGGUACCUGUGUGAUGGUGCGGGUGCACACAGUGCUGUUGGUGGUAGCACUGUGCCGCGUCGCCACCACACUCGACUCCGAGCUCGGCGUCGGCAAGGCAAUUAACAUAUUUAUGAGAUAUGGUUACCUCAGUAUAUGCAUGCGAGUGGUGCCUCGCAAUGACACCGAAGGCUGGGUGUUCAGAGAGCCUACCGUCAGCGUGUUCCGCAACGUGGAACAGUUCGCGGUGGCGCCCAAGCCGCGCCAGGCGAAGACCAUCUUCGACGGUGACUUCCACAUGGAAUUCUGCGAUAACCUGAAGCAAUUGCUUCAGGCGUAUUUCAGGGAUUUCACCUUUGAAAGAUUGGAGCGUCCAUGGCGUGCAUUCACGGCCGGCUGGCCGACUGACAUCAUGGCGAGGAACCUGGGUAUCAAUUCUUCAUUUAUCAACGGUGACCAUUGUUACGUACUGGUUAGAGUUUCUAGAUUCCGUGAAACAGCCAAACUGAGCGAUCUCCCAUCAAAUAUUGGUGUGGAGGACGUUGUUUUCGAUGCGAUUAAGGAUUCCGCUAUAGGCGACACCGUGUCUAUCGCGGACUUCAUUAGGAAAUAUGGGUCGCAUUACAUUGCUUCAUAUGUGACGGGUAAUUCAUUAUAUCAGGUAUUCGUGUUCUCCCGAGGCGUAUACGCCAGGAUAAAAGAGCGAGUGAAGUCAGGUGGCGUGAGCGAGCUACCGCCCGCUGAGAUAAACAACUUUUUCUCGCCGUUUUACGCUGAACAUAUUGGAGCUAUCAAGGUGUUUGUGUUCUCUAGAACCGCAUACUCUAUGAUCAAAGAGAGAUUAAAAAGCAAAGGCGUCGCUGAAAUAACUGCCAAGGAGUUGGAAGGGUACUUCUCGCCUUGGCAUGCAAAGCAUAUCGGUCAAAUAAAGGUCGCAAGCGGCAACAAAACCGUUGAAAACUGGGCGAUGAAGCGUUUAAAAGUCCAUUACUACAUCUUCUCGUACCCGAGCCUCCUGAAAUUGCACGGAGAACCAGCUCUACUGCGAAACCUCGAUACUUUAUUAGGAAACGAAGCCUUAUUACAAUUAGAAUUAAAGACAUUAUCGCCUGCUUUUAAGGAUGUUAAGAAAAAGAAGUGGUUCGAAGAAGUCAUAGAUAAUUAUUUAAAACUGUGGGAGAGCAAUAUGUGAUACAAGGAAUACAAACUUAUAGAAUACAUUAGCGUACCUAAAUUUAGAAAAAAAAAAUAGUUACAAAAUGAGUUGCCAGCGAUAGUUUGGCUUGAGGUAAUUCUAGAAUAAACACAUACCGAUUGAGUAUUUAAUUGAGCAUAUUGAUUAGCUACUUAUUUCAAAUCAAUGUAUUCGAUUAAUAAAAACUAUUUUUUCAUAUUUCGAGAUUAAUUAUUUUGAAAAAUAUGUUGCCAGUAAUAAAUGAAAACUUUUUUACUAGGCUUAUUGAAAAUGUCAAAUUUAUUUUUACAAUUAAAAAUAUUAACAAUUGCAUAUGAUGAUUGAAAUUUAGUUUUAAGUACAAUUGAGAUAUUGAAAAAUGUACAACACUGCAGCAGGACUGUGAUGACUACGGUGAUGGUAUAAAAAUGGUCAGUGGGUCCUUUAUCAGUUACAAUUUGAUAAUUUUACAAAGUAAUAUUAGAGAACAAAAUGUGAUCAUAGUUAAGUGUUAACAGUGAAAACGAACUACUUAUGUAGGCGUAGAUAGGUAAAUAUAGUAAUAUUUUUGUAAAUAGUAUUAUAAUACGAACAGUGCCUUAAACUCUACAAAUAAUAUUUUUAAUUUAUAUUUUUUCUGAUAUUCCACAGAUUCAAAUAUAAUAUUUAUCAAAUUUCGAAGGUUCUUGUGUAUUUGUUAAAAUCAUUAGGCCGUAUUACACUUGUAAAUUUUACAUACGUAAGAUAAUAUAUGCGUGGCUAUAGUGAUCGUUUCCCUAAACUAAUUUGAUCCCACUAAUAUUUUACAUACAGGUAGCUCAUAACGACUUGUAGUAAUCUGCUUUAUACAAUUAAAGAAAAGAAUUAUGGCUUACUAGAUUAUAAUGUGAUUUAUUAAACAAAUCAAAGUGCAAUAUUAGUUGUUCAGUUAUAUUUACAAUACAACAAGGGAUCAAUGUCAGAAUGCAUUUACAUUGAUGUAAAUAUUUUUCGAAAACUUUAUACGAGUAAGUGAUAAUAAAUGUUUA
Molecule: messenger RNA, 2594 nt
Organism: Achroia grisella
Lineage: Eukaryota; Metazoa; Arthropoda; Insecta; Lepidoptera; Pyralidae
Gene: tsl
Product: torso-like protein
Exons: 8
Coding region: 427-1584 (385 amino acids)
Source: RefSeq, a predicted model, not a curated record